Messenger RNA from Paramormyrops kingsleyae, 626 nucleotides. It is a transcript of the gene mrps18c, whose product is annotated as mitochondrial ribosomal protein S18C. Gene Ontology annotation, cellular component: ribosome; mitochondrial small ribosomal subunit. Gene Ontology annotation, biological process: mitochondrial translation. Lineage: Eukaryota; Metazoa; Chordata; Actinopteri; Osteoglossiformes; Mormyridae. Gene Ontology annotation, molecular function: small ribosomal subunit rRNA binding; structural constituent of ribosome. The record is from RefSeq and is a predicted model, not a curated record.
GCGGAUAACAUAUCGCGAUGCACCCCUGGAUUAGAAGGCGGAGGUGUGUUAUGAAUUACGCUUCAUAUGCCUGAAAUCGUCGUUAUUUAAAAUUACAAUGCUGGCGAUCAGGAAAUUUCGAUUUAUUCAUCACUUACUCUGUAAAAAUGCGGCGAGAUACAAUACUACGGAUCGCGGUGUCAGAGGGCUGUACGACAGGUCGGCUGAAAUUAGCAGAAGUAAUGAUGACAUGCCAAUAAGUAUGGAAAAUCCAUACAAGGAAGAACCGAAAGGCUGUAUACUCUGCAACGUUACGGUAGAUCACAAAAACGUACAGCUUUUGUCGCAGUUCGUGUCUCCGCAUACCGGGUGCAUUUAUGGCAGACACAUAACAGGUCUGUGUGGUAGGAAGCAGAGGGAGGUUUCUAAAGCCAUAAAGAAGGCCCACCAUAUGGGUUUCAUGUCUGUGACAUUAAAAGACCCAUCAUUCAUGAAGGACCCCAACAUCUGUCACAUCAAGCACAUGGAGUAGAUGGGAGACGCGUCCGGCCAGCGGCUGGCACUGAGCAGCGACAUUCAGACACAAUGGAUCCCUCACUGGUCAUAUGAACUUCAAUAAACAUUUUUCAUAUUGCCUAUGACAAAUA